This is a messenger RNA of Tauraco erythrolophus (red-crested turaco), 353 nucleotides long. NCBI's taxonomy places the organism in Eukaryota, Metazoa, Chordata, Aves, Musophagiformes, Musophagidae. The record is from RefSeq and is a predicted model, not a curated record.
AUGCAGAAGAAAGAGAAAGAUACAUGCAGUAAAGAUGAGACAACAGUGCCAAAACUUCCUGUCCCACCACUGCAACAGACCUUAUGCAGGUACCUACAAUGCAUGAAACACUUGGUGCCAGAGGAGCAAUUUAGAAAGACGAAAGUCAUUGUGGAGCAGUUUGGAAUUGCAGGAGGCUUAGGGGAAUCCUUGCAGCAAAUCCUCGAGGAAAGAAGGGAAAAGACAACAAACUGGGUGUUUAACUACUGGCUGGAUGACAUGUACCUCAACAACCGGCUAGCUCUUCCAGUCAACUCCAGCCCAGCAAUUAUCUUUGCUCGUCAGUAUUUCAAGGAUGUAAAUGAUCAGCUGAG